UCUGGGUGAGAAGCUGGAGGGAUGGGAUGUGAACUGGGAUAUUCAGACCCAACUGGGAUGUUCAUACAUUCUACCAAAAUGUUGUAUUGAGAUGGUGAGGAAAACAAGACAAACAGACAAAAAAUUCAGACUGUAAAAUGGGAAGAAAUGCCCAGUCAUCUCCCUGAAUAAUGUCAACCAUUCUCCUCCUCUUCUCUUCCCUCCCCUGCCCCACGUACACAUAAGUUUCUCUUAAGGUAAAAGUCACUCUGUGUUCUUUUUAAAGCCCUCAGGUUUCAUAUUUUACUGCUGUCAGAGUCUGCUUCCCUGAGGUUCUUGUGUGCACUGGUUAUUCCCCUGCUAAAGAAGCUGUUCAAUUCAUUCUUGCCUGGUGUGGAAGAUCCCAAGGGAGGCAGUUCCUGAAGCCCUGUCUCCUUCACUUCCCUCCUCCUCCUUCUAGUCCUGGCUGGAGCAGUGAGUCUGUCAAUCCCAGGCAAGAGACAAGGCAGACAAAGGUUCAUUUGUAAAGGACCUCCUUCCAGCACCUCCUCUCUUCUCUGUUUGCCCAAAUUCAUCCAGUCAGUUGGAGCAUUUAAGAAGAUUAUUCUGCCAACAAGACCAAAAGGAAAGAAGAAGAAAAGGGCCCGAAAGCCAAAAUGAAAUUUAUGGUAUUUGUCACUGCUGGGCUGACUUUGCUGCUAGCAGCCCAAGGCAUGCCUUCAAAUCGCCUGUCUUGCUACAGAAAAAUACUGAAAGAUCGCAAUUGUCACAGCCUUCCAGAAGGGGUCACUGAGCUGACACAGAUUGAUGUAAAUGUCCCAGAUCAUUUCUGGGAUGGGAAGGGAUGUGAGAUGGCCUGCUACUGCAAUUUCAGUGAGUUGCUCUGUUGCCCAAGAGAUGUCUUCUUUGGACCAAAAAUCUCUUUCCUGAUCCCUUGCAACAAUCACUGAGAAUCUGCAUGUCUUCUGGAGAAUGCCAUUCUUAAUUUCCCAUACAUUAUAUCAGUAUUAUUACAUUUCUAGUGUCUGUAUAGUGCAAUAAAGCACAGAUUCUAUAAAGUCUUACUUGUCUAGGACAAGUAACCCUGUUUUAAACAAAUUGUAAUAAAAAAUUAGCUCAAUUUAAUUUUUUUCUGUGGGCUUUAUUAGAAUUGCUUAAAAAUUCUGCCAAGAGAAUUUUCAUUUGAGGUAUUCACUACACACAGUAAAAGAAUGCUGUCCCCUCAGAUGGAUAGCCAUAACCCAGUCUCAAAUACUGGAACACACUUGGUUAUUAGGUGAAAGUUUUUGUCUCUGUAUACUUAAUGAGAAAAAUCUGGUAUAAAUUAAAUUCCUUAGAACGAAAACUGGAAGUUUUCUAAUAAGAAAAAAGACAAACCAAAAGUUCAGUGUAUAUUAGGUAUGCCAAAUGCUCUCAAUAAAUUUUCAUUUUGCUGUUAACUAUAUCUUGGAAGCAGCCUA
This is a messenger RNA of Chinchilla lanigera (long-tailed chinchilla), 1439 nucleotides long. RefSeq names its product stimulator of chondrogenesis 1 (gene Scrg1). Lineage: Eukaryota; Metazoa; Chordata; Mammalia; Rodentia; Chinchillidae. The coding region runs from base 636 to 929 and encodes 97 amino acids. The transcript has 3 exons. The record is from RefSeq and is a predicted model, not a curated record.